UCCUUGGACGUGCAUCUGGCGGACCUCAUGGGUGAUGAGGCCGAGAGAGCGCCACGACUGGCGCGGAGGAGGUGGCACAACCGUGUGUUGCGGCAGCUGCUUACGUAUGAGCCAGAGAUCCUCUGCCUGCAGCAAGUCCAGGCGGACAUCACCGCACCUGUGGCAAAAGCAGAAUUUUGUCAGGGCACAGGUGAAGCAGCGGGUCAAAAGAUGGUGGCGUCGCAAGGAAGACCUACAUUGUCAGAAGGCACGAUGUUGGCUGCUCUAGUGCCCAGGUUGGAAAGCCAG
Molecule: messenger RNA, 288 nt
Organism: Symbiodinium pilosum
Lineage: Eukaryota; Dinophyceae; Suessiales; Symbiodiniaceae
Source: the annotation of a GenBank genome assembly